AAGAACAGAUGUGUUGAACGCAGCGAUUUGAAUUUGUUCUCGAAGAAAAUAAUUACAAAAAAAACCUGACGCAAAUAAUAAAUAAACAAAAAAUAUUUUCUUACUGAAUAUUGUGGAAUAUUUAUAUAUUCGUAAUACAAUUGUAUAUAUACAAUAUACAACAAAAUCAGCGGAUACCACAAUAAUUGCCGAAAAAGCAUACGUUUUGCCAUGGACGUCGACGCCGCUGAGAUACGCGCUUUGGCUUAUCUGAUGGCGUUUAAGACGGCUUGCGUGAAUGUACCGUUUGGUGGUUCCAAGGGUGGCAUACGUAUCGACCCGAAGAAGUAUACUGCACAAGAAUAAAACAAUUACGCGUCGCUAUACAAUGGAGCUAUUACGUCGCAAUAUGAUAGGUCCGGGUAUAGAUGUACCGGCACCAGAUGUGAAUACCAGCCAACACGAGAUGAGUUGGUUGGUGGAUCAAUAUAUUAAAACUUUUGGUAAUUUUUUUUUAUGAAAUAUUAAAAAACGUCUGGAUAGACAAAUAAAUUGUUCUUCUAGGCUAUAACGAUGUAGAUGCAUUGGCCAUCACGACUGGUAAGCCAGUAGAAAUAGGCGGUAUAAAUGGUCGCACCGCCGCCACGGGACGUGGUCUAUUUAAGGCGGCUGAAUGUUUUAUUAUGGAUAAAGAUUGGAUGGAUUUAUUAGGCUGGAAGACUGGUUGGAAAGAUAAAACCGUGAUCGUACAAGGGUUUGGCAAUGUCGGUUCCCAUGCAUCCGUUUUUGUAGUGGAAGCCGGUGCCAAACUGAUCGGUGUUCAAGAAUUUUACGUGUCUCUAGUAAAUGAGAAUGGCAUAGAUCCAAAGGUAUGUGGCGUAUUGAAAAUAAAUAUCUCCAUGAUAAUAUUUUUUUAAUUUUCUUCAUAUACUUAGGACUUAAUGGAGUAUUAUGCAAAAAAUAAUAAAUCAAUCAAGGGCUAUACCAAAGCCACCGAAAAAGAGGGCAGUUUGUUGGGUGAAAAAUGCGAUAUACUAAUGCCUUGCUCUACGCAAAAGGUUCUCACUGUCGAAAAUGCUAACAGUGUACAAGCCAAGAUGAUUUUAGAAGGCGCUAAUGGUCCUUCGACGCCAGCUGCCGAUGAAAUAUUACGUAAAAAGAAUGUACUCAUUAUACCGGAUUUGUUUUGCAAUGCUGGCGGUGUAACGGUAUCCUACUUUGAGUACUUAAAGAAUAUCAAUCAUGUAUCUUAUGGCAAAAUGAAUGUUAAACGCGAGAAAACCAUAAUCAACGAGAUCUUUAACUCCAUGAAUGAGUGCGAGGUAAGUGAACUUUGACCACCGUGCAAAUAAGUUAAUUUGUUAAUAUGAAUUUUUUUAAUUUAUUUAUUUAGGAUAAGUUCAAGCCAAACAAAAAGUUAAAGCUCAUAAGAGACUGUACGAAGGAGGCGGAUAUUUAAGACGCAGGACUACAAACAGUUAUGGAAACUGCGGGGGCAGCCAUUAAGAUUGUGGCCAAUGAAUUCGGUCUCUGCAAUGAUUUACGCACCGCUGCCUUUAUUUACUCGAUUUCUAAGAUUUUCCGAGCCUUAGAAAUGGAGGGCAUUUCUCAACAAUAAUUACAGAAUGCGUCUGAAGUCGCUUGGCGAUUAUUUAUUUUUACAAAUUUUACAUUUAUAUAUUUAUAAGAUCCAAAGUGUAAUAUCCUUUUGUAUAUUUUUCUUAAAUUUUUAAAUAAAUAUUUCUUUACAAAAACACAAACAGAAUGGCUUCUUGACAGCAACAGUUUAACAAUUAAAAAAAACCCCUACCCACUUACUACGCCAAUUUUGGUGGCAUUCACCACUGCAAUGAUUUACGCACCGCCGCCUUUAUUUACUCGAUUUCGAAGAUUUUCCGAGCAUUAGAAUUGGAGGGCAUUUCUCAGCAAUAAUUGCAGAAUGCGUCUGAAGUCGCUAGGCGAUUGUUUAUUUUUACACAUUUUACAUUUAUAUAUUUAUAAGAUCCAAAGUGUAAUAUCCUUUUGUAUAUUUUUCUUAAAUUUUUAAAUAAA
Messenger RNA from Zeugodacus cucurbitae (melon fly), 2031 nucleotides. Its product is annotated as glutamate dehydrogenase, mitochondrial-like. Gene Ontology annotation, biological process: L-glutamate catabolic process. The transcript is spliced from 2 exons. NCBI's taxonomy places the organism in Eukaryota, Metazoa, Arthropoda, Insecta, Diptera, Tephritidae. Bases 921 to 1316 code for a protein of 131 amino acids. The record is from RefSeq and is a predicted model, not a curated record. Gene Ontology annotation, cellular component: mitochondrion. Gene Ontology annotation, molecular function: L-glutamate dehydrogenase (NAD+) activity.